GUCCAUAUAGAGAGUGAGGGAGAUAAGUUCAGAGCAUCAAUUAAAUAUAUAUAAGAGAGACAAAAAAUAAUUGUAUUUAGCCUUGUCGGAGUCAACAGAGAUCUUCAUAUCGAGACGAACCGGCGACGCAUUUGGUGUCCAUCUAUAUUGACACUGAUAUAGAUUUUUAGUAUUUUAUUUAAUAAUAAUUAUGUUAUCCAAGUGGUUUAUUUUGUGCUUCCUGGCUCUUGGAGCUCUGGCUGCUGAAGAAGACGUUCUUGAUCUCACAGACAGUGAUUUUACCGCUGAAUUAGAUCGUCAUGACAACACACUUGUUAUGUUUUACGCACCAUGGUGUGGACAUUGUAAACGACUUAAGCCCGAGUAUGCUGAAGCCGCUGGUAUGCUAAAAGGCAGUGACCCUGCCAUCACCUUGGCUAAAGUUGACUGUACUGAAGCUGGUAAGGAAACCUGCAGCAAAUAUGGAGUCAGUGGAUACCCAACAUUGAAAAUAUUCUCCAAGAGCGAAAUGGUCAGCGAGUACAAUGGACCACGUGAAGCUAAAGGAAUUGUUAAGCAUAUGAAGAGUCAAGUUGGACCGGCUUCCAAGGAACUCAAAACUGAAGACUGCCAUAAAGGAUUCUUGAAUACUGAUGAAGUCAGUUUCAUUGGAUACUUUGAUGACGAAAAGUCUGAGCUUGCAAAGUCCUUCCAAGCUGUUGCUAAAAAAUUGCGUGAGAAAGCACGUUUUGCUCACACGUUCGCAAAAUCACUGUUGGAAAAAGAAGGACUUAAGAACCACAUCAAGUUGUACCGUCCCAAGGUCUUGCAAAAUAAAUUUGAGGAGAGCACAGUUGAACACAAAGGUGGAAGCUCAAUUGCUGAUGUCAGCGACUUCGUUACUAAGAAUUACUUUGGUUUGGUCGGUGUUCGUACUCGCGACAAUGCCGCGUCAUUUGAAAAUCCACUGGUAGUUGCUUACUACGCUGUUGACUACGUCAAGAAUCCAAAGGGUACCAACUACUGGCGUAACAGAAUCAUGAAGGUUGCCAAGGACUUCCCUGAGUUUAACUUCGCUAUCUCUAACAAAGAUGACUUCCAACACGAGCUCAACGACUUUGGAGUUGACUUUGCCAAGGGCGACAAGCCAGUUGUCUUCGCACGUGAUGACAAGGGUCUCAAAUACGUUCUCAAGGACGAAUUCAGCGUCGAUAACUUCCAGAAAUUCGUUAAAGACUUCGAAGAGAAGAACUUGGAGCCAUUCAUCAAGUCUGAGCCCGUCCCAGAAGACAACUCCGGCAACGUCAAGGUCGUCGUUGCUAAAAACUUCGAGGAAGUCGUCACCAAACCAGACGCCGAUGUUCUUAUAGAGUUCUACGCACCUUGGUGUGGACAUUGUCAAAAGCUGACGCCCAUCUACGAAGAAUUGGGUGAAAAAUUGGCCAAAGAAAACGUCGUGAUUGCCAAAAUGGACGCUACUGCCAACGACGUACCACCAGAGUUUGAAGUACGCGGCUUCCCAACCCUCUACUGGGUGCCCAAGAAGUCUAAAAACUCACCAGUCAAGUACGAGGGCGGACGAGAGCUCAACGACUUCAUUAAAUACAUCGCCGAGCACUCGACUGACAAACUCAAGGGUUACGACCGUAAAGGAAACCCCGUCAAGUCUCCAAGUGACGAGUUGUAAAAUCCCUGAUUAUCUUAACAUUUUUUAUAUCAAUGAUAAUUUAAAGACUCAUUUCAUUUCCUCUGCAUUGAUUUGUCUCAUGAUUCAUGUCAUAGUUGCCAGUCAUAUGUGGCCCACCGUCUUCACUAUUUUUCUAUGCCGAGGAAAUGUUUAUUCAUAUAUACAUAACUAUAUAUAUUUAUAUAUGUAUAUAUAAAUAAAUGUAUUUUUAAAAAUGCACAAAUAAGAUCGUAAAUAAAAAAUGUGCUAAAAAUUUAGGUUGUCCUUCAGUAAGGAUUCAUUCCAUCGUUUUAUAAAAUGGAUCUAAUUAAGCUAGAGUGUAAGGAUAUUAAUUAUAAUAACUGUAAUUAACAAUUUUGUUUAUACCAACUUCAAUAAAAUAAUUGAUAUCAUUUUUUCAAUAA
Microplitis mediator is the source of this 2070-nucleotide messenger RNA. RefSeq names its product protein disulfide-isomerase A3 (gene ERp60). Gene Ontology annotation, cellular component: endoplasmic reticulum. Gene Ontology annotation, biological process: protein folding; response to endoplasmic reticulum stress. NCBI's taxonomy places the organism in Eukaryota, Metazoa, Arthropoda, Insecta, Hymenoptera, Braconidae. The record is from RefSeq and is a predicted model, not a curated record. The transcript is spliced from 3 exons. Gene Ontology annotation, molecular function: protein disulfide isomerase activity. Bases 191 to 1666 code for a protein of 491 amino acids.